Messenger RNA from Linum trigynum, 3097 nucleotides. The record is from the annotation of a GenBank genome assembly. Lineage: Eukaryota; Viridiplantae; Streptophyta; Magnoliopsida; Malpighiales; Linaceae.
AGCGCUCUUUUCCCAUUUUUUUUUUCUUUUUGCCAAAAGAUACCACUGAUAUUCAAAUGCUUUCCAUUCAUUGUCUAAGAUGCUCCAUUUUUCUUGCGAUUACUUGUGCUCUUUUAGAAGAGUGCUUGCUUCGAUUCUUUGGCUAAGCACUGGUCACCCAGCUUGUCGUUAGUUUCCCUAAGACCCAAACUCAACGAGGUGUUUGGCGACUCGCUCCUUUGCCGAUGUGUCUGACCUUCAGUUGGGCGCCUGACAUCUUACUCCUUAGCGAGGUGCCUGACCUUCAGUUGGGUGCCUGGCGCCUCACUCCUUCGCUUAUGUCUUUGGUAAGCAUUUGUCACCCAGCUUGUCGUUUGUUGCCUUAAGACCCAAAGUCAACGAGGUGCCUGGUGACUUGCUCAUUUGCCGAGGUGCCUGACCUGACACCUCACUCCUUCAGCGAGGCGCCUGGCACAACACUCCUUCAGCGAGGUGCAUAACCUUUCAGCGGUGUACAUGGCGACUCGCUCCUUUGUCGCGGUGUUUGACAUUUGAUAGGGUGCCUGACACCUCACUCCUUCGGUGAGGUGCCUGGCGACUCGCUCAUUUACAUAGGUGUCUGACAUUCAGUUGAGCGCCUGUCACCUCACUCCUUCAGCGAGACGCCUGACACCACACUCCUUUAGCGAGGUGCCUAACCUUCAAUGGGCGCCUGGCACCCUGGCACCUCACUCCUUCAGCCAGGCACCUGCCACCACACUCCUUCAGCGAGGUGUCAACCUUCAGUGGGCGCCUGGCACCUCAUUCCUUCAGCCAGACGCCUAACCUUGAGUGGGGCACAUGGUGACUUGCUCAUUUGCCGAGGUGCUUGACCUUCAGUUGGGCGCCUGGCACCUUACUCCUUCAGUGAGGCGCCUGGCACCACACUCCUUUAGCGAGGUGCCUAACUUUCAGCGGUGUACAUGGCGACUCCUUCAGCCAGGCGCCUUCCGCCAGGGACGCCUGGAACCUCACUCCUUCAGCCAGGCGCCUGACACCACACUCCUUCAGCGAGGUGUCAACCUUCAACCAGGCGCCUAACCUUGAGUGGGGCGCCUGGCACCUCACUCCUUCCGCCAGGCGCCUGGCUGAAGGCGCCUAAACCUUGAGUGGGAACAUGGUGACUUGCUCAUUUGCCGAGGUGUCUGACCUUCGGUUGGGCACCUGGCACCUCACCUUACUCCUUCAGCGAGGCGCCUGGCACCACACUCCUUUAGCGAGGUGCCUAACUUUCAGCGGUGUACAUGGCGACGACUCUUUCAGCCAGGCGCCUUCCGUCAGGGGGCGCCUGGAACCUCACUCCUUCAGCCAGGCGCCUGACACCACACUCCUUCAGCGAGGUGUCAACCUUCAGUGGGCGCCUGGCACCUCACUCCUUCCGCCAGGCGCCUUCAGCCAGGCGCCUAACCUUGAGUGGGAACAUGGUGACUCUCCUUUGCCGAGGUGUCUGACCUUCGGUUGAGCGCCUAACACCUCACUCUUUUAGCGAGGUGUCUGACCUUCAGUGGAGCGCCUGGCUUCUCAUUCCUUCGUCUAUGUAUGAUACUAACAACUUAGAACCUUACUCUUGUAAGUCUAACAUUACUUGCUUUGGUUUAUUUGAGCGUACAGGCGCUUCAAUGAGGUGCCUGGCGACUCGCUCCUUUGUCGGGGUGCCUGACCUUUGGUAAGGCGCCUGACACCUCACUCCUUCAGCGAAGUGCCUGACCUUCAGUGGCAGGAUGUCUGGCACCCCCACUUUUUUGCUUGUUUUCCUUUGUUAAACUUGUUUUAAAACGAGGAUAGGCUAAUGGGUGAACGUCCAAUCACCCCUUGUGAGACUUUUUCAAUGUCAAGCUCUUCCACGCAUCGAGGUGAGUUUCGCCACUUUUUUCGGUCGGAGGCGCCACCUCCCUUCUUUUAGGCGCUUUGGUUUCUUAAAUGGACGAAGACAGAUCUGAUUUGGCUGCUCUUUUCCAAUUGGGGGCGCCUCCUUCCUUACUUUUCGCUAGGCGCCUUUGCUUCUUGUUAAACGGUAGAUACCUUUCGCCUUCUUUCUCCUAGGCGCUCCCCCCUUGAAGGCUCUCAUCGGCGCCUUUCGCUUUGACCAUUUCUGUCGGGCGCCUCACUCCGUAGAUUAGGUACGUUUUAACUCGGUUGUUCGAAGAGGAACAUUCGCUCUUUAUUUUGUUUGAAACAGAGGCGCCUCCGAACGUUGGGCUCAAUCAUACUGCUAUGUAGUUUUCCGCUGAAGAUGCCGCCUGCUCUCCCCAGCUGGCCGGUGCCUCCCCUUCUUCCUCCUCUCGGCGCUUUUGUUUCUAACUGUUUCUGCUUCCUUCCUUUGCAAAAGUUACCUCUCCAUAAUUGUUAUUUGUUGGGAGUUUCCCCUUCCAGCUCGUUAGGUGCUUUUGAGAGCAUCAACAAGUAAGCGCCGCCCUUCGUUAUUGCCAGGCGUUCUUUCAAUUGAAGGCGCCGCCUUCUAGUUUUCUCAUCUUACUGCUUUCGCAGGUGUUACCGAGAGCUUCCCUCCGAUCCUUUAGGCGCUCUUGCCUACCAGCAUAGGUAGGCUUUGCCCCUCGUAUUUUCGAACGCCAUUCCUUGGAUUUUGCUAAGCGCCUUACCUUGUUUAUCGCUCUAUGAUACUUGCACCUGUUUAUAAUGCAGGUUCAGCCUCAAGGCGUCUUAAGGCGCCUUUCUCCUAGCGGUUACGGGUCGUGAUAGCGGUUUUUUUGCCUGCGCGGUACCGGCUUCAGCGUUGCACCUGUUUCUCUUCCAAGACUCGCUUCUCUGCACACCUUUCACUCCUUGCUAUGACAUCCAAUAAUUCCCAACCCUCUGUUUCUAUGGGUGGCACCUCGGAUGGUGGCACCUCCGACGACUCUAGCUCUUCCGAUGAUGCUUCGAGCAAUUCGGACUAGUAGAGUUAGGGUAUCUUUGUUCCAUGUUUGGACGAUGCUGACUUGCUAAUGCGCCUUCUGUUUAGGUGCCUUUUGCUUACUUUUUCCUGGAGCUUGCCUUCAGGGAAUGUUUUAAUUUCGUUGUUGAACAUUGAUCUCAUAAUUCUGAUGACUCUCCUCCUUAAGAAACUCUUGUUCUUUUG